Messenger RNA from Funneliformis mosseae, 723 nucleotides. The record is from the annotation of a GenBank genome assembly. Lineage: Eukaryota; Fungi; Glomeromycota; Glomeromycetes; Glomerales; Glomeraceae.
AUGGGAUGUUUUAAUAUUCAUUGUAAUCAAAAAUUUCAAGAUAAUUUUAUUAAUAAUUCUAAACUUGUAAGUCUGAAGGUUCUGAUAAUUGACCCAAUCGCGAACUUGCAAGAAAAUGGGAAAAAUAAUAGGACUAUCAACAGUGGGACUAUCAAUGGUGAGACUGUCAACGAUGGGAUUAUUGUUGCUGGAACUAGGCGCAAUCAGGAUGACCAUAUUAAGCGAAAUCUGCCUAUAAAACGAGCAAAAAUUGAUAAAUACUUUCGUCCUGUGUGCGAAACUCAACAAAGACAGCGGAAAAAUAAUGAGGAAUCGGUUGACCAGCCAGAUGGAUAUACCACGCUAUCGCCACAGAGCCUAACAUUAAAAAGUUCAACAAUAGAUCUUCCAAUACUUGAUCCUGUUAACAAUCCGUUCUUAGAGGAAGAUAGUGUCAUCAUAUCAAUUGAUGACAUCCUGAGUGAACUUUCUUUUGAACACAGAGAUUCAAUUAAUGAUUUCUUUUUACAAGAAGCUAAUUUAUCUUGGUUAUUCUGUAAUUAUCAAAACAAGUCAUUAGAGAUUGUAAGGACUAAUGGCUUGUUUGUAGAGUCCAAUGUACAUGAAAUUUUAUCUCUAUUCUCAAUCUUGAUGCUGACUCAGGAUUCACAUUCAAAUAUCAUGAUUAAUCUUUUUGGAACACCUUUACUCGACAAAAUCCAUGAAGAAUUUAUGCUGAAAUAA